UCGAUCGAAAGACGUGGCCAACAAGCUUGUCAUCUUUCUUUCAAUUUCCCCCUUCUAUUUUCAAUAUUGAUGACGCAACGCACGCGACAUUGUUUUAAUUUUUGCCCAUCAAUCCCCGGAUAUAAUUUGGGCAUCAAAAGGCAUACUUUCUUGUAGUCCCUACCGUUCAUCAGCCUAAUUUCAUACACUGUAACUUCUUCCAUGGCCUUGCAACCAGCUCUUCCAUGGGUUUAUGAUGUGUUCUUGAGUUUUAGAGGUGAAGAUAUUCGACAAAACUUUAUUUCUCACCUAUAUGAUGCUUUGCGUAAAAGGGGAAUCAAUACUUACAUUGAUGAGCGCCUUGAAAGAGGAAAGAAAAUUUCACCCGCACUUCUCAAAACUAUUGAGGAGUCAAGAAUUUCGAUUAUCGUUCUUUCUAAAAACUAUGCAUCAUCCAUGUGGUGUUUGGAGGAGUUGAUGAAGAUUCUCGAGUGCAGAGAAAUGAAACAACAAAUAGUUCUACCGGUGUUUUACAAAGUGUGUCCAUCGAUAGUGCGGAGACAAAAGAAAAAUUAUGGAGAGGCAUUGGCCAACUACAAAGACAAGUUAAAUGAUGAUACGAAGGUGGAUGGCUGGAAGGCUGCGCUAAAGGAAGUGGCCGAUUUGUCUGGGUUCCAUUUCAAGAAGGAUGGGAAUGAAUCUGAAUUUAUCCAUAGCAUCAUUCAAUGGGUGGACUCAAACAUAAUAAAUCAAACACGCUUUGAGGUUGCCAGUCAUCCAGUUGGAGUGGCAUCUCGUGUGCAGCGUGUAUAUUCCCUUUUAAGCAUCGGAGAGAAUGAUAUUGUACAUAUGGUAGGAAUCUUUGGAGUUGGUGGAAUUGGAAAGACAACUAUUACCAAAGAGGUAUAUAAUAUAACUUCUUCUAAAUUUGAAGGCAGUUGUUUCUUGAAAAACAUUAGAGAAAUUUCAAAGAGCAAGUAUGGUCUAGUCCAAUUGCAAGAGACUCUUCUUUCUGAUAUCCUAGGAGCAUCUUCAGUUUGUAAUAUUGGCCACAUAGAUAGAGGAAUCAAUGUGAUAAAGAAAAAAUUUUGUUAUAAAAGAGUUCUUCUAAUUCUUGAUGAUGUGGAUGAUUGGGAACAAUUGAAAGCUUUGGCCGGAAAUCGUUAUUGGUUUGGUUUAGGAAGUAGAAUCAUAAUAACAACAAGGGAUAAAAAUCUACUGAGUAACUAUGAAGUUGAUGCAACAUAUGAAGUGGAGGCAUUGAACCAUUAUGAAGCUCUAGAGCUAUUUAGUUUGUGUGCCUUUAAAAGAAAGAAACCACUUGAAAACUACGUGGAACUUACACAACGUAUAAUACGUUAUGCUGGAGGCCUUCCUCUAGCUUUGGAAGUGCUUGGUUUGGAUCUACGUGGUAGAAGUAUACAUGAAUGGGAAAGUGCUUUGGAAGAGUACAAAAGAAUUCCUCACGAGAAGAUUCAAAAAAUACUUAGAAUGAGCUAUGAUGGUUUGCGUGAAAGUGAGAAGAAGAUUUUUCUUGACAUUGCAUGUUUCUUUAAGGGAGAGAAUGUAGAUUAUGUUGUGAAAAUAUUAGAUAGUUGUGGUUUAAGUCCAAAUAUUGGAAUAAAAAAACUGAUGGAUAAGUGUCUCAUUACCAUUGAUGAUUGUAAUAAAUUUGAGAUGCAUGAAUUGCUACAAGAUAUGGGUAGAGAAAUUGUUCGAGAAGAAUCACCAAAAGAACCCGGUGGACGCAGUAGAUUGUGGUAUCAUGAAGAUAUUCGCCAUGUACUUGAAGAAAAUAUGGGAACAAACCAAAUUGAAGGCAUACUGAUAGAUUUACCUAAAGAAGACUUGAUAUGCUUGAGUUCGGAGGCAUUCAUGAAGAUGAAAAACUUGAGAUAUUUCAUAAAUCGUAAUGCACGCUUCUCUGGAAGUCCUAAUUAUCUUUCUAACGAGUUAAGAGUGCUUAAUUGGGUGGAAUAUCCUUCACAAUCGUUGCCAUAUAAUUUCCAUGGAAGGAAGCUAGUUGAUCUUAGAAUAAGUGAUAGCCUCUUCAAGGAAUUGGGAGUAGGAUUCCAGAAUUUCCAGAACUUGGCCAGGAUGGACUUCUCACGUUGUGAAUUUCUGACAAAAAUCCCCGAUCUUUCUCGGAUUCCAAAUUUAGAGUGGCUAGAUGUUGCUGAUUGUACAAACUUAGUUGAGGUUCAUGCUUCUGUUGGAUCCCUUGAUAAGCUUGAGCAUCUCUCAUUUGCCCGUUGCACUAAGCUUACCAGUUUGCCAACAAAGCUCAAGUUCAGGAAUACUUCAGAAACCAUUCAGGCAGCAUUAUAUUUCCGGGGAAUAGGAUUCCAGAAUGGUUUAGCCAUACGAAGCAAAAUUCCAAAAAUUGGAUUCCAGACCGAUUCGACGAUCUUGAGCCGUCUUCAGCAAAUAUGAAUCUAGAUCGGUUUCGCGAGUUUAGGCGGACUCGAAAUAAGAGUUCCUGUCUAAUAAGAAUAAAUGGGCUGAAAAGUUUGGAAAAUAUAAGAGGAGUUGCUAUAUGUGUCGUUCUCGAACCCAUUCCGAAGAUCUACCCCCAAAAAGGUACUACUCUUUUGGUCUCGACCAGAAGGGAUGUUUUCCCUUAUAUUGAGUUUUUGUCGGGACAUCAUGUUGAUUUAAGGGGUUCAAAUUCUCAUGUAUGGCUAAAUUACACCAUUUUAGAUGAUCAUAUGAACCCAUUAAAUCUAGAAUUUGGAGUUUGUAGUUUAUCCGAACCAGUGUUCUUCAAAAGCUGUGGAGUCCAUCUGAUAUUUAAGAAUGAAAAGGAAGGGGAAGAUCAUUCAGGUUUUCUGCAUUUAAUGGAUGGUAGUGGAGGUUCGAAGAGGAGGCGUGCCGAUGAUGACAGCUACUUGGAAUCCACUUCAUGCCCACAAUCGAACAAGGGUUCCUCAACCUUGGCCAUCAAUUUUGAAUUUCGAGGAUACUCUGAACAGUUUGGAGGAGGAACUUCCAAAUAAUUUGCAUCUUGAAUUGUCCCUGAAAAUUGCGGAUCAGGUUUUCUUGUUUAGGAACUGUUCAUCGCAAUUUGGUGUUUUGGUGUGAAUGACAGACGACGUUCCAUGUGCGAAGGGCAAGAAAGCGGCGCUUAGCAUUGCAAACCCAUUUUCCCUACAGUUUGGUGUAGGGCAAGACAACCACCUGUUUGAGAUAUGAUCAUCACGUUGAGUUAUUUGAGGAGAGUGUCUCCAUCUCUCUCUCUCCUAGGAGAACAUUUGGUUAGAGAAGCUGGGGUACAGAUUUAUAGAGUCGUCUGAAAUAGGUGAAUUUCAAAAUGGGAAGAAUUUAAGGUUUCAGCUUGAACAUAAUUCCAAUUUCAGUGUAAUCGUGAUCCGUGUACAUUUUUUUUUUUUUUCCAAUUUCCUACACCGUGACCCACAUGUAAAUUUUUUCGGUCUUCCUUAUCUAUCGCCAUAAACCACGUGAAUCUUUUCUUCUCCUCUGUUUUUCUAUGCCGACAGCUCUCACCAACUCUGCCUCUCUCGCCCAAUAUUUUUUCUCCCGCAUAUAGAAGAGCUGCAACUUGAGCGUUCUGUGAACCAUCUUCUCCGCAUAACUGCCGUCAGCCAUUUCCCCACUAACCACCGAGAUCAUGUUAGGACCCUGUGGGUUAUGCUACUGUAAAUUGGAAUGUAAUAAGGGAUAUGGGUAAUGGAAGCUAAUCCACUACAACAUAUUAUGGUUUUUGUGCCUAAUUUCUUUCCCGCGUUCUAUGCCUUUGACGCAAGAAUCAUGUGCAAUCUAGUGUCUUACGGCGAGCAAUAUAAUGAAGCUAUAGGUGAUAUUUUGCGGCGACAAUAAUUUCGCCGCUGGAAAAUUGACCACGAAAUGCAUUUUAAAUUUUUAAGGCAAGUCUUGAGCUUAUUACCGCGACAUUAAUGCGACGCAACAAAUAUUUGCUUCAGUGUUAUCUGUUGCAGCAGAUGUUCUCGCCGUAAAAACAUGGGAAUUAUUUAAUCCCCUGUUUUCCCUCUCUCUCAGCCCAAUGCCCAACACAUCUGCAGCUGAAAAACACAAAGCCCCUGACGCCGCCUCUUCCCAGGCCGCUGCGUCACCGCCUCACCCAGUAGCACAGAUCAAACAACAUUGGGAAAUUGGGAGAUUCACCUUUAACUCUGGCUAAGAAUUUCUACGAUCCAUAAUCCCGCUGCCGCAACAAUAAGGAAAAAGUGGACAGGGCAAGAUGAGAGCUGAUGGGUGAAACUACGUACGAUAGAUGGCAAACAUCUGGUUCUGGGGAAAAGGGAUACCGAUGGUUCCAUGACAGAAAGCACUCAAAUGUUGUCUGCUAGGGUACACUGUUUGCAUAUUUAUACAUAUUAUAGUUGACUUGUAUUAAAUGUCCAAAAACUAUUGCCUCAUAUGUGCCUGAAUAGUAAGAAGUUGCUAAUUUGGGUAUAGAUGAUGUUUCCUUCCUGCUA
Carya illinoinensis is the source of this 4436-nucleotide messenger RNA. Its product is annotated as disease resistance protein RUN1-like. Gene Ontology annotation, molecular function: ADP binding. The transcript has 7 exons. Gene Ontology annotation, biological process: defense response; signal transduction. Lineage: Eukaryota; Viridiplantae; Streptophyta; Magnoliopsida; Fagales; Juglandaceae. The record is from RefSeq and is a predicted model, not a curated record. The coding region runs from base 202 to 2412 and encodes 736 amino acids.